AUAACAAAUGACUUCACAUAGUGGAUUUCUUAAAAAUAUAUUUUAAAACGCAAAAUGUUCGAAAACAAUAAUGAAAUCUUUUGAGCCAGUUCGUAGUGAUCGUGUGGCUGUAUCAGUUAAAUCAAAAGAUCAAAAUGAGCCAGAAUUUCUUCGAAAUGAAGGAAUUAAGUUUUAUAAUGAAGGAAAAUUUUUCGAAGCUCUAGAAAGUUACAAUAAAAGUUUAUGUAAGACGAAAUUAGGAUCAAUCGACGAUGCUCUUGCAUAUGAAUGUCGAAGUGUAGUUUACUUCGAUGUAAACCAAUAUCAACUAUGCCUGGAAAAUAUUCAAUUUGCACGUGAUAACGGUUUUCCAAAUGAAAGAAUUCACAUUUUGGAUGAACGAGAAGAGAAAUGCAAAAUACUUCUUGAAACACAAGAAAAAUGUAACGACGACAAUUUGUGGAAGUUUUUCAAGCUUUCUUAUCCUCCUAAUCCAAAAAUACCAUUUAUUAUAAACUGCUUAGAACUUCAUAAAAGCGAAAUAUUUGGACGAUAUGUUGUUGCGAAUCAAGAUUUAUUUCCUGGUGAUAUAAUCGCAAUCGAAGAACCAGUCUUCAAAAGUGUUCAUUCGGAAGCUCAACACACACGUUGUGCAACGUGCGUAAAAUCAAAUAAAUUAAGUUUGAUUCCAAGUAAUAUCAGUGAAACAGCAAUGUUUUGUUCAACGGAAUGCUUGAGAAUUGGAACAAAAAUUUUCUUAACAGCACGAAACGAGUCAAAAAUUCAUGACAUUAAACAACGAAUGCUUUUCGAAGCUUUAUAUAUUUGCGAUGGAAGCUUUGAAAAAUUAAAGCAAUUAAUGGAUAAAACUACAAAUUGUCAGCAAACAAUUUUUGACUUCGAUUUAAGUGACACUAAAGAUUCUUCCCAUAAAUUAAAAUUAUUGACAUCAAUUCUCUCUCUCGUUACGGCAUCAAACGUCAGUAACGAUAUCAUCAAAUAUCUUGAUCAACAUCCGGUUUUAAACUUAUUCAAACUUGAAAAGGAGAGAGACAUUGCAAAAGAAUUUCUUCUUCGUGCCUUUAAAAUAUUAACUGUUAACUCGUUUGGGAUUGAAUGGGUGAUUCCUGCUAAGCCGAAAGAUGUCAAUAAAGAUUCCAUAAAUACACGACUUGCUGGUGAUGGUCUCUGUUCAUUUGGUUCACUGAUGAAUCAUUCUUGCAUACCAAAUAUCGAUCGAGUGUUUGUUGAUAAUAAAUUCGUAUUUUAUGUUCGACAGCAUAUUGAGAAAGGUAAACAACUGUUUGUAUGCUAUGGAACUCUUUUCAUUGAUGCACCACAAGAAGAUCGGCAAGAACUUCUGCUAAGUGAAUAUGGAUUUCUAUGUUCAUGUGACGCUUGUACCUUCGAUUAUCCAGCUUCAUAUCAUUAUCCAUGGGCAGAAGUUGCAAUUACAAUCAAUUCAACCAAUUCAAUCGAUUCACCAAAUGAAGACGAGUGGAAGAAAAAAUUUGCUAAGAAUUGUCGAACGAUUCUUAAGCAUCAAAAUGACUUAUCAAAACUGGAACUAUGUCGGAUAAUGUUGAGAAAUAUGUACUAUCUUGUUGCUAUUGCUAAAAGUGAACCUUUUAUAUUUUGAUUUGACUAAUUGCUAAUGUUUUAUUUUUUGUCUACCUCAUGAAAUAAUUUUAUUGACUGAUUAUGUUAGUUCAAAUAAAGAUUCUUUUAUUUAUGUUGACAUUAAAUUAAAACUCAAAUGAAAA
Molecule: messenger RNA, 1742 nt
Organism: Clunio marinus
Lineage: Eukaryota; Metazoa; Arthropoda; Insecta; Diptera; Chironomidae
Source: the annotation of a GenBank genome assembly